Salvia miltiorrhiza (redroot sage) is the source of this 2850-nucleotide messenger RNA. RefSeq names its product protein CHUP1, chloroplastic-like. The transcript has 7 exons. Lineage: Eukaryota; Viridiplantae; Streptophyta; Magnoliopsida; Lamiales; Lamiaceae. Gene Ontology annotation, biological process: chloroplast organization. Gene Ontology annotation, cellular component: chloroplast outer membrane. The coding region runs from base 356 to 2737 and encodes 793 amino acids. The record is from RefSeq and is a predicted model, not a curated record.
UCAAAAUUUGAAAUUUCAAAGUGGCAAAGGAUAGGGAAAAAGCAGUGAGACGAAAGCUGCGACAUUGUGCCACUUUUUGCUCUUUCGAGUUUCAGUAUAUCACAACAGAACAGAAACCUCGAUGUAACCUUUUCCUCCCUGCCCAUUAAAUUACUCUGAUUUAAUUAAUAAGAUAUCAUUCAAGAAUUCUGCGCAGCAUUCCUCUGCUGCUAUAUGUAUAUAUAUUAAAGCCCUCCCGCUUUCUUUAUUCCUAAACUUGAUUUGAAUCUCCAUUGGGCUAAGUCUGUCGGGGGUAUAAAGAAUCCAUUUUUUUAGGAUUCUUGCAAUCCAUUUUUUUUUUCCACAGCUGUUGGAGAUGAAAGAAGAAAUCCCAUCCGAGAACAGAGCGAAAGCAUCAAGAUUCGCUGAUCAAAACGAAGUUCUGAAAGAUCAAAACCGCAGCAAUGUGAAAGGAAACAGCAAUUUUUCGAGGAUGAAAUCUUCGUGGGGCUCUCACAUAGUGAAGGGAUUCUCAGCCGCGGACAAGAAGACUAAAACACGAGUGCUGCAGACCACAGCUCAGGUGAAGAAGCCUCCCCUCAACGCCUCCGACACCACCAAGAAUCAUGCCGCGGUUCCCAAUUCAAGAAUCAAGAGAUCGCUCAUUGCUGACCUCACCUGCUCGAUCAAUGCCACACAAGUUCAUCCACAAGCUCUUCACAGCCACACCAAGACCAAGUCAAUUGGGUCGUCCGAGGAUUUGUUCCAUGAGAUCGAUCAUUUGAGGACUCUGCUGCAAGAAUCCAAGGAUAGGGAGCUGAGCCUGCAAGCUGACUUAUCUGAGUUCAAGAGGAAUUCAAAGGAGCUUGAGUCCAAGAAGAUUGAAAUGGACGGCCUUUUGAAGAGAGUGGAGUUGCUCGAGAAGGAAAAGGCCAACCUUUCUGGACAGUUGGUGUCUUUAGCUUCUGUGAUGGGGAAGCAAGAUGAGGUGGCUGUAGGUGUAGCUGUAAGCCAAGAGCAUGAUACUGCUACUUCAGUCGAGCUCGAGGUUGUUGAGUUGAGGCGCUUGAACAUGGAGCUGCAGCUUCAGAAGAGAAAUCUUUCAGGCCGGAUUUCCUCAUUGGAGGCUCAGUUAACCACCAAUACCAAAGUCUCUGAGGGCGACGUUCUUGAGAAGAUUAAAGCCGAGGCCUCUGUGCUGCGGCAUGCGAAUGAGGACCUCUGCAAGCAAGUGGAAGGUCUUCAAAUAAGCCGGUUGAAUGAAGUGGAAGAGCUAGCUUACCUUCGAUGGGUGAAUUCGUGUUUAAGAGAUGAACUGCGCAGUUGUUCUGGCACAACUUCGGAUAAGCCAUCAAGUCCGAGUUCUGUUGAUAAGAGGAGGGAAUCUAUAUGCUUUUCGCCUUUCAAGAUUGAUGAGGAUUCUGAUGAGAUUGCCACAAAGAGGUUGUAUCUUGUGAAGAAGUUCAAGAAAUGGCCUAUUACAGAUGAAGACUUGCAACAGAUGAAAUACAAGGACAAUCUUGUUGCUUGUAGUUGGGAUGAUCAGCAAACCUCCGGUAGAAGGCACUCUAUCAGUGGGGUAAAUUGUUCCCAAGAAGACGUUGUUCUGAACAAGAAACGCCAAUCUGAUAGUUUUAUGUGUUCCAAGGAAUCGGAUAAGAGGGCCGAGGAACUAGUAUCUCAAAAAUAUGAUUUGGAAGUUAGCAAUAGGCCUCAUGUAUUCAACAGUUGUCAGGAAAUUUGUAGAGUGACAGCUUCAUUGGAUGUCGAAAAAAGGGCCUUAAGAAUCCCUAAUCCCCCUCCAAGGCCUUCCUGCAGUGGGUUAACUGGACCAAAAGAAGAAAAUUCUAGUCUGAGUGUUGCUCCUGCAGUCCCUCCACCACCCCCUCCCCCUCCCCCUCCACCUCCAAAAUCAAUGGCUAGGGCCUCAACGGGGAUGGUGCAACGAGCUCCACAAGUAGUCGAGUUCUAUCACUCACUCAUGAAGAGGGAGUCUAGGAAAGAGUGCUUGAAUUCAGGGAGUGCAGAUGCAUCUGAUGUUGCAAAUGUUCGUAGCAGCAUGAUUGGUGAGAUUGAGAAUCGAUCAUAUCAUUUGCUUGCGAUAAAAGCGGAUGUGGAGACUCAAGGCGAAUUUGUGAACUCCCUCAUACGAGAGGUGAAUAAUGCGGUUUUCCAAAACAUUGAAGACGUGGUUGCAUUUGUGAAAUGGCUUGAUGAUGAACUCUGCUUUCUUGUGGAUGAAAGGGCAGUUCUAAAGCAUUUUGAGUGGCCAGAAAAGAGGGCCGACACAUUGAGAGAGGCAGCAUUUGGAUACAGAGAUCUGAAGAAACUGGAGCACGAAAUUUCAACAUACAAGGAUGAAGCUGGUUUGCCAUGUGAAAUCGCAUUGAAGAAAAUGGCAGCUUUGUCCGAGAGGAUGGAGCGCAGCGUGCAUAACAUUCUCCGAACAAGAGACUCAUUGAUGAGAAACUGCAAGGACUUCCAAAUUCCCACAGACUGGAUGCUGGAUAUGGGAAUUCUAAGCAAGAUAAAGUUUGGGUCUGUAAAACUUGCAAAAAUGUACAUGAAGAGAGUGGCGAUGGAACUUCAGUUCAAAGGGACGUGGGAGAAAGAUUCAUCACUGGAUUAUAUGGUGCUGCAAGGAGUCAGAUUUGCUUUCAGAAUUCAUCAGUUUGCUGGAGGAUUUGAUGCGGAAACCAUGCAUGCAUUCGAGGAGCUUCGAGAUCUUGCUGUUGUUUUGACCAAAAGUGGAGACUGAUAACAGAUUCACUGUAAUUUCUCUUGGCUUACCACCUCAGUAAGCAUAAAAAAAAUACUAAAGAAUAUUGUUUUUGUAGAAUUUAGAGUGGAAUGGAAGAAAUCAUUUUUCAA